AUAUUGGCGUUGGGUGGACAAGGAAGUUCACCAACCCCGAAAAAGGAGUACAUCCGCUAUGACGCGCUUGUCGCUUUCAGUAAAUGGCGGAGAAGAGCAGGGUGGACUGUAAACGCUUCCACGGUGAGCUCAGGCGCUGCGCCGGAACGACAGUCACAGCUGAAGAGGAGCAGAAAAAAUAAACGUCAAAAGUAUGGAGAAUGAGGACGGAGAAAAGGAUGCAGAUUCUGAAGUGACAGAGCUGCGUCUGAAGGUCGAUUCGCUGAAACAGGAACUUAAAGAUUGCAGAGCUGAGUUGGUCAAACUGCAGAAGCAGCUGCAGCAGUCUGAGCGACUUCAGAAGAGCACAGAGAGCUACAAUGAAGACCUGCGGAAACAGGUUGAUGAGCUGAGCAAUGAAAUCCAUGAACGCAAAAGGAAAGAAAAAGAAAGAGUCACCACUGAGACUCAGACAGAAGAAUGUGUUUGGACAGAAACGGAUUACUACAAUUAUUACUAUGGAAGUCACUGCGAGAACACAGAGACAGGAGACACUCAGGAACAACAGACAGUGGCAGAAGAAGACGCAGCACAAAUAGCAGUUGAUGGAGUCAACGGCAGCCAGGCUGUGGAGGUGUCAACACAAAAUGACGCAGUAACUGCAGAUGAAGCUGCUCAACCUGACAGCAGUGUCACAGACACAGCAGAGGGUGACGCUGGAACCAUAGCUGAUAUGCUGAGGGCCACAGCCGAGGAGGCAAUGACACAGACUGGCUUUGUUUUUGACGAGACUACAGGGAUGUACUACGAUCACAGCACAGGCUUCUACUACGACUCGGUCAGUCAGUUGUACUAUGAUGCCAACACGGGAAUGUACUACUACUUUGAUGCCGAAAGUGGUCGGUACCAGUUUCAUUCCAGGAUUGAGGUUACUGCAGCACAGAGUAACACAGAGCUUUACCAGGAUAAUUCUGCCACUGAAAAGAAGAGCUGGAAGUUCAAGAAAGGUGUUAAAAAGCCAUCAAAUCAAGAUGAUAAGGAUAUAAAGGAGUUCACGUUAAAACAAGAACAAAGUAAGCGGGCCGAGCUGCAACCAGCUAGUCAUACGUCAGAUUCGCGUAAAACAAAACGAAGAUCUCGCAGCAGGGACAGAUAUCCACGACGCGAGGAGAGUGGCAGGUCUUCAUCCAAGAGGAAGAAGAAGCACAGAGAUGGUUCACAUGACAGUGAGGAGAGAUCAAAAAAGAAGAAGAAAAAAAAAUCAAAAUCAACAAAGAGGAAGAAGAAGAAAAGUCCGUCUUUGAGUGAUGACUCUGAUGGUAACAGUGAACCAGAAGAGGGUGAGAUUACCGAUUCUGACAGAGAGGAGUCCACCGCCUCAACUUCAUCACCUUCUGCCUCCCUAUGCAGGGAAAGUCCAGAAACAGAGCUGGAGACUGAGAUUCAGACAGCUUGGCCGCCCUGUGUAAGAGUGACAGUGGUCCGGUCUCCAGUGCUGCAAGUAGGCACUCUGUUCAUCAUCACAGCUGACUCUCAGGCUACUAUUGGCAGAGAGAAAGAUAUGGAUCAUGCCAUUCGAAUACCAGAGAUGGGAGUCAGCAAGUUCCAUGCAGAGGUUCAUUUUGACCAAGAGCAGCAGAGCUACGUGCUUGUGGACCAGGGCAGUCAGAAUGGAACAGUCAUCAACGGCAAUCGCAUUUUACAGCCUAAAGCGAUAUGUGAGCCUCAUGUACUGAUGCACGGUGAUGAAGUGAAGAUGGGAGAGACUGUGCUGUCUUUCCACAUCCACUCAGGAACUGAUACCUGCGAUGGAUGUGAGCCUGGUCAGGUGAUGGCACACAUCAGCAAGUACAAGCAAGAGGAGCAGAUGGGUCCUGCUCUCACUAAAGAACAUAAAGAAGCACUGAGACAGAAGGAACUGAAGCAGAUAAAGGCCAAAUAUGGUCUGCAGAGUAAUGAGUAUGAGGAAAACAAACCUCUGAAGAAUCCCAAAUACAAAGACCGAGCACAGUCUCGCAGACAGACUGUGGGCAGUGAAGGGGUUUUCCAACGAGAUGAUGCUCCUGCUUCUGUUCACAAGGAGAUCAGCGAAGUCAAUAAAGGACGAAAGAUGCUGGAGAAGAUGGGCUGGAAAAAGGGAGAGGGACUUGGCAAAGAAGGAACUGGAAUGAAAAACCCAAUUGAACUAAAGAUCAGAAAGUCUCAGUCCGGUCUGGGGGCCAGUGCUGCUCUUUCUGUAGAAGCCAUUUCAAUGACCAAAUCUAAGUCUCAGAAGAACUGGGAAAAGGCCAGAGAAAGAUUUGCUGACUCAUGUCAGCCUGACACGUUGGCAAACAGAACUCAGAACAAUUCCUCUAAGACCUGGGUCAAAGCAGAUGAGAUGGAAAACACAAACACAGAGACUGACAACCAAACAUAACUACAGACGUGCUGCAGGUUCUCACUCAGUUAAAUAAAGAUGUACAGCAGUGUAUGAAGUCUGACCUGGUGUUCUCUUACAAUUUUUUUAUGAGAAAACAAAGUGGUCAUUCCCACCUGGUUCGACCUGAAGUAACAUUUUUUACAUCCUCAAAUUUUUGGUGGUUAAGUCGGAUCAUCUGGACAGAUUAGAGAAAUAACACUAUGGUUAAAGGCCAUGUUUGGAGAAGGAAUGGAAAUGCUCACAAUGAAAGAAACACCAUUCCCUGUAUGAAACAUGGAAGUUUUCUUACUGUAACACUGGCCGUCAGACACUAUGGACUGAACUGAGGGCCGGUGUCAGAAGAUCAUCAAAUCAAACUCAGACAUUUAAUGAAGAAAAUGAAAAACUACACCUCACUACUGCAGUUUGUCAUUUUUUCUUCAAUUUCUUCAUGGAUCAGGGAGUUUGUUUCUGGCAUCCAAGUACGUGUUAUGUACGUUGUUUGUAAGGUUCCUAAUUAAAAAUAUUUUGCAGUAA
Cynoglossus semilaevis (tongue sole) is the source of this 2917-nucleotide messenger RNA. RefSeq names its product angiogenic factor with G patch and FHA domains 1 (gene aggf1). Gene Ontology annotation, molecular function: protein binding; nucleic acid binding. The record is from RefSeq and is a predicted model, not a curated record. NCBI's taxonomy places the organism in Eukaryota, Metazoa, Chordata, Actinopteri, Pleuronectiformes, Cynoglossidae. The transcript is spliced from 16 exons. Gene Ontology annotation, biological process: vasculogenesis. The coding region runs from base 194 to 2398 and encodes 734 amino acids.